AUGCUGGCGACAAAGCCCUGGACUGCAGGGAGCCAUCUCACAACGCUCCACAGACCUGGCUCUGCUGCACCUGGAUGCUCCCACCUCCCACAGCAGCAUCUUCUGAGGUCCCCCAUGGUCCUGCUGCGCCCCUGGGAGCUGCUCCUCAUCCUGCUGCUGCUGCAGGUUACUGCUGCUGACAGUUUUUCUCAUGAAAUUGAAAAUUUCAGUUUAAGGCAAGCCAUCAGAAGGAAGAGUUUCCAGGGGAUGGAUUCUUAUCAGUCAGACAGUCUGGCACCUCUGAAGAGAACAAAAAGGGCCUGGAUUAUCACCACCAUUGAUGUUGAAGAGGAGGACAAAGGACCAUUCCCCAAAUAUGCUGGACAGCUGUUCAAUAAUAGAUCAUACAACACAUCACUGAAGUAUUUAAUCAGUGGGCCUGGCGUGGAUGAGGCCCCAGAGGUUGGAUUGUUUUCCCUAGAAGAUGAUGCCAAUGGCCAUGUGUACGUCCACCGCUCCAUCGACAGGGAGAGGACCCCAGAUUUCCAGAUUCGUUUUGAUGUUGGGAACAGAGAAUCUGGUGAGCUGUUGGACCGCUCGAUAUUUUUCAAGAUAAAGGUUAAAGAUAUCAAUGACAACGCACCUGAGUUUUCCAUGGAAGAAUACAGCACCACAAUAAGAGAGAGCCACAGUAAAGAUGAGCCAGUUAUUCGAGUCACAGCCCUGGACAAGGACGAGGGGGGCACUGUGAACUCACAGGUCUCCUAUUCUAUACAUGUGCAAGUGCCCUCUCCAGAUGGGCUCACCUUCAGCAUUGAUCCGGCCACAGGUUCAAUAUUCCUGUCAGGAUGCCUGGAUUGUCAGAUUGCCAACUCUUUCAGCCUUCUGAUUAAAGCCAGUGACCACGGAAGCCCCCAGCUCUCAUCUACUGCAACAGUGACUGUCGCUGUUGAAGAUGCAAACAACCACCUCCCUGUAUUUACCAGUGACAAUUACCCUCUGCAGAUUUCAGCAGGGGAAGAACAUCCAGCUGUGUUAAGGCUCCAAGUGGAAGAUAAAGACUCUCCCCACACUCCAGCAUGGAGAGCAAAAUACAAAAUAACAAAGGGAAACGAGAAGGAGCAGUUCACCAUCGAGACAGAUCCAGCCACAAAUGAAGGCAUUUUGAGUGUUAUCAAGCCUCUCAGCUAUGAAGGUGACUCUGAGAUGAGACUCGUCAUUUCUGUGGCAAAUGAAGAACCUUUCUUCUGGUGCACAAAUGGCAUUGUGGUGAUCUCAGACCUGGAAUCCACGAACACAGCCGUGAACAUCAAGGUCUUACAGUCACAACGUGUUCCAAAGUUUCAUCCUCCUGUACUUACUGUCCAAAAGGAAGAUUCAAUGAAGCCUGGGAGGGUGUUUAGAAAGUAUCCUGCCACAUAUCCAGAUGCUGUGCCAAAUAAGAUAAAAUAUGAACUAGCCCAUGACCCAGAUGGUUGGCUGAGUGUGGAUGAGAACUCUGGUGUUCUUACUGUGGCGAAAGAAUUUGACCAGGAAUCCCCCUUUUUGAACAACAGCCUGUACACCAUUAUUGUUCAUGCUACUGAUCAUGGCAAGCCACCACAGACUGGUACUGGCACCAUCCUGCUUUACUUGUCUGACAUUCAUGAUCAUAUGCCAGCACUGGUGGCUCCUGCUUUAGAGGUGUGCCACAAAAAGGAAGGGACACCUCUCAUUAUAGCAGCCAAGUCUGCUCUGGCCCAUCCACAUUCAGGGCCAUUGACAUUUGAGCUGGCUGAGGGCUCUGAAGAUGUGAAGCAUAACUGGACAUUAGGAAGGAACUUUGGGCAGUCAGUUGAACUUGUGAUGUUAAGAAGCCUCCCACAAGGCAGCUACUUGGUGCCCAUCAUUAUUCAGGACAAGCAAGGAUUUUCCACAAGGCAGAACCAGCACAUCAGGCUCUGCCUUUGCCCAGAUGGACACACGUGUAAAUAUUCCUCAGUUCAAGCAGCAGUGGGACUUGGAAGUGGUGCCAUUGUGAUCAUACUGAUGACUUUCUUCUUGCUGCUGGUCUCCAGCAUCCUGCUGUGCCAGUGUUACAGGUCAGGGGCUAAAAGCAAAGCCAUUGCUCCACCCCAGGAAGGUGAACAGACUUUAAUCAACUACAAUGAAGAGAGCAGGAGUUCUUUUUCUGAGGCUGGGCUGGAUAUUACACACAGUGCUACCCUAACACCUGUGUCUGGGGAGGCUGGAAAAGGAGUGAUGGCCGAGAAUGGCUGUGUCACUGGCUACAAGACAUCCCAAGCAAGACAGCUGGAUUGCUUCAUACGGACAGUGGACAGGACACUGGCUCAGAAAGUGUUUUACCAAAGCACACUGGAGGAUUACGGGGACAUCUGUGAACCUUGCAGAUACACUGAGGAAGGAGAACCAGAGCCCAGCAGCUCCCCCUGCUCCAUCUCCAUCAGCAGUGAGCACAUCCCUGAUGAUUUUUUGAACACUCUGGGACCAAUGUUUUCUGCUCUGGAGGAGAUCUGUCAGAAGUGAUCUCCAUCCCUCAGUUCAUGUCGGAAGGCUGUGACCAUGGUGCUGCAAAGGCUUCUGGCAGGAGCAGUGACAAUUUCAGGAGAAAAGGACCAUCUGUACUGGAAGGCAUUGCAGUGUUUGCAGCAUGAGCACCUGGCUUUUCAUUCUUCCUCCCUGCACUGUUUUACAUGGGCAACCAAAACCCUGGUGUGUCUUGAGGGUCCACAGUGCAGAGGUGGUGAGGGGAUUUUGGUUUAUUUGUGCACACUGACACAAACAGAAGACCUGAUAAUUAAGGAUUCUCAAUUUGGUAUGCAAAGGGAAAAAAAUCUACAUCAACUAGGCCUGAAAUUCCAGGCAGAGCUCCAUAUGGAAAUAAGUCAGUUUUAAAGAGAGAGGGCAGUUACCUGCUAGAGCAGUGCGUACUCCUUCCUCCAGUAUAAAAAUCCUGUUAAAUCCAAGAUUAAGUUUAGUACAGUGCCAUAUUUUAUAUCCUUUAUAUAUGACAAUGAAACAUGGAAGAGAAAGUUCACUUUUCCUCUGGGUUCACACAUCUGGGACAGCUCUGCACCAUCCCUCCUUGAGCGUGAAAGGAGCACUUCUGGUGCUCGUGUGUCUGCUGGCAUCUGCUGGCUGUUGGUAUCAUGGCACUGCUGUAAAUAACACCCCAAAUGCUAAGAAAUUGUUGUCAGGCAAGGUUAUUCCUUUCAAUGAAAUAACUUCCUGCUCUGAAUUAGCCACAAGUGCCUCUGAGAGGGAAACUCGUGGGUUUCCUCAAGCACUGCUGAUAAAACAGAUGAAAUGAUAAAAAAGGGAUGGUAUCAAAUUUCUCUGUCAGGAAACCACAGAUGUGUUACUUUUAAAUUUUGAGGUUUGGACAUGUCUGAGUGUGAUUGAUCUCUGCUCAGUUAUGGCAUGAAGUCUUCCAAUACAGAAAUGAGGAAAGAACAGCUCAGGAGUUUGUGUUCUGUCAUUAGGUAAGUUACACAUGCAGGAAGUGUUGGAAUUAGUUACAAAUCUUACUCCUGUUCUAGUACAAUUUUGUGCUGAAAGAAAAAUACUUCGCCUGAGGCAAGAACUAAGUCUGGGAGCUAAGACACUGUUUUUGUGUUUCAAAGUUUACUUAAACAAUAAAUUAUGCUUUCGCUCGGAUAUUAUUAACUAAUAAUUCAAGGCUGGAAACUUCAGUCAAGUGUGAUAAAAGAAUUUGGCUGAGUGGCAGGCAGCCACGUCCUCCUAAAUGCCAGCAGCAAGAUCUGUUUACACAAUAAAUCACUCCUGUGAUAAACUGUCCUUAAUUUGUAACUCCAGAUGGAAGGCUUCAAGCCAGGCCAGUGAUUUAGCAGCACUGCUAAUACCUGAGGUGACAUUUUUAUUGCAGAUGAUAACCAUAUUGGUGAGAUUAGAGUUGUGCUCUGUUUUGCUGUUUCUUCUGAAAAUUACGCCAGGCUGAAAACAAUCAUGGAAAUGUUCUGUGUGUUUAUUGCUGGUGUAAAACUCAUGGUGGGUUUGGAGCAGUCACCCAAACAUGAGGUGGGAUCAGACCCACGGCUGCUAAUGUUGGUAAAGUUCUCUCUUGCAUGGCACAAAAAAAGUGUUUUAAUGAAACCCUGUUUCUUGGGAAAUGAGAAUGUCCCUGGAGGCUCUCACAAUUGCACACACAGGUGGUAACAUUCAGUAUUUCAGCUUCUUCAGGGAUUGGAAGACUUGCAGGCACUAAGCUGAUACAGCUUCCCAGCACCACUGGGAGAUAAAGCUGCAAUGUUUGCACUUUAAAGAGCAGGAAUUUCGGCUGAGGGAGCUGCUCUGUUGACCCCAGUCACACAGAGAGCUGUGGCAAACUGAGGAGUGGCACUUUUCGAUGGUGCUGCACGAGCAUCUUGCCUUCCACCAACGAUGUUGACCUUUGCAGCAGCUUUUAGCCCAUUCCUUUUGAACAGACCUGAGGGAAAUGUGCUCUGCUGUGGUCAUAUCAAAGCAGUACAAAAUCUGUACAGCCUGGGAGCAAACAGUGAUGGAAGCAGCAAAUAAUGAAAACCUUCAUUUUACAGAUAAGGGACAGGUGCACAGCAAUUCUAAGUCAGCUCCUGUAAUCAAAAUGAGGCUUGUAGAAUAGAUGUAGAUAUUCAGAGUCCCUUUUUGUCACUGUAAUAACUGAAGUAUCAUUAUAUUCAUCAUUCCCACCAAGCCCUGUCAUUUAUGCAACUACCUGGCCAAAAAUAUUCCUCUUUUUUUUUCUCACUAAGCAUUUGCAGUCAGUAAUUGGGUGGAGCUCCCAUUAGCAAAGUAUCAGUACAAAAAAGGGGGUUUUUGUAAAACAUGAAAUCAUCACUAAAUAUAUCAGUAUUACGGCGACUGCAGAUGCAAAGAUCUUUUUGAUGCAAUCUACUGAUUUGACACUUGAACCCCUGUUAAUGAUCACUGGAUACUUUUAUGUAGGAAUGACAAAACCUGGUACAAACACCCAAAUAACCACUCAAACUGCUGAAAGCUGUUAUGAAUCCUAUUGCCAACACAGGAUGCCUGAAAGCUUUUAGCAUUAGCCUGUUGGCUAAAAAACUUUUUAAAAGGCCUUGUAACAAAGAGAACUUUGCCUUCUGUUGUUAUGGUGUGAGAUUUACCAUCUUUUAUGUCUCCACCUUUGCUGGGACUGAUGAUGAAAUGAAAACUCAUGGAAUGUCUCUCGCUCUGUCCCUUGUUGGUGAUGGAUCCAGCACAGGGGUGUGAGGCAGAGCCCUCUGUGCCCCCUCCAUCCCCAGGGAGCUCCAGAGCUGCUCUGGAGGGUGAUGCUGGAUGCACACGCCAUCCCUGCACUGCUCACUGCAAACAUUUGUGGAUUUGACCUUUAGAGCAGCAGGUGCCACGAUUCUCCCCAGGGCCCCUCUGCCUGUGCUCUCUAUCCCCAGGCCAGGCAGGGAACUCGAGCAGUGCCCCAGGAGCAGCCCCGGGUGCUCUCUGUGCAGCCAUCAAAUACAGCUCAGUGCAAAAUUUCCAGCAUCCUACUCAUGAGUCUCCACCCUCCUCCAUCACUGAUAUUCGCGGUUUUUUGUAAAGAAUGAUUCAAUUAAACCACUCCUCACUAGAGGAGUUGGAACAGUUAGAGGAACUCCCCAAAAGUAGUGCCAGGCUUUGUUGUCCUUUUUCCUGACUUGGGGAAAACAAGUUUUAAGUUGGAAAUCUUCUUUCAUGUAGUCUUUACCAUGAAGAAAAGCAAAUAAAC
Prinia subflava (tawny-flanked prinia) is the source of this 5704-nucleotide messenger RNA. It is a transcript of the gene CDH26, whose product is annotated as cadherin 26. Gene Ontology annotation, cellular component: catenin complex; adherens junction; membrane. The record is from RefSeq and is a predicted model, not a curated record. NCBI's taxonomy places the organism in Eukaryota, Metazoa, Chordata, Aves, Passeriformes, Cisticolidae. The transcript has 16 exons. Gene Ontology annotation, molecular function: cadherin binding; calcium ion binding. The coding region runs from base 1 to 2505 and encodes 834 amino acids. Gene Ontology annotation, biological process: cell morphogenesis; cell-cell adhesion mediated by cadherin; calcium-dependent cell-cell adhesion.